CCAUUCCGUCGCCCGCCCGCCCGCGUCGCACCGCGCCCAGGAUGAAGUCCGCCUUCGUAGUGCUUGUGGCCGCGCUGCUGUGCGCGGAGCGAGUGUCCUCUCUGGCAUGCUUCUCCUGUGAAAAUGCAGAGUCCAACCUGGAAUGCCUGAGCAUCAAGUCCUGCGACUCGAAAGACAAAUACUGUAUCACGAAAUACUUUGGAGGCGGCAUGGGUGAGAACCACAAGCAGUCCAUCAGCAAGGGGUGCUCCCAGAUCUGCCCCCAGGCCGGAGUUGACCUGGGCAUCAUGGCCUUCUCCGUGAAGUGCUGCGAGAGCACCCUGUGCAACACCAGCGGCGCCAUCAGCGUGCGGGGCAGCCACGUCAUGCUGCUUGUGGCCACCGUGGCCAGCCUCCUCUGUGUCUUCGGAGCCAAGCUGUGACAUGGGACUCCGCGGGCUGACGAAGGCCCCCGGGGAGGGGCCCAGCCUCCCCCGCAACGCUGCUUGUUCGGCAGAGUCAACUCCGUGUUUCCCAAGCGCUGCCUGCAACCUCGAUGUUCACUGAUCCCUGGCCGUGUCCUUUGCACCCCUUGGCACGUGUUCCCACAAACGUGGACCUUUUUCUCCGCCAAAGGGCAAAUCCUCUCCCUUCUUUCUCAGAAUAUUCCCGUGCUGUCCGUUGUCUGUUGAGAGUCUGUUCACAUAAAGUGCCAUACAGGGAUUACUCUUGUGUAAGCCCCUCACGUUUCUUCUCGAGCGGGAAAGGAGAGAGUCAGGCUGCCGUUCGCUAACGCUGGCCCUGAGCUUCUCGCUGCAAAGGGCAUCCUAGGGGGCCAACUUGCGAGUGGAAGAAUUCCGGGUGGGCACCUCAGGUUGCGUACCUGCAGGUUGGCCUGGGAAUGAGGGUGCGCCCGUGGCCUGCCCCUUCCUAAGAACAAGCCUGCAGUUCUCAUGAUGCCUCUGGGGUCUUCUGUAAGUUUGCUUGGAAAUUAGUUCUUUAACAAAGUACCGUUUUCCAAGAAAACUUGGCAAGGGGAGAACUUAGCUGGGAUAGUCCCCCCACCCCACUCGGGGAACUUAUCCCUGGAGAACCGGCUGCGUGGGCAGAUUCCCAGAAGGAAUUUUUGGCUGGGGGGGGGGGUGGAACAACGUAUGACACUUGAUCUACUAUUGGACUUUUUGUGGACUCCCUGAUUUGAGAGCCAAAAGUGGCCUGAGGAGGUUUUUGCUGGCUUCCCCUUUUGAAGCAGAUCACAAAUUAUUUGUGUACGUGUGUUUUAAAGUCGGUUGUGACUUCGGUAAAUUGCUAAAAUUUGCGUGACUUAACCCACCACCGCCUGCUUCAAAAGAGGAGGACUGUUUCUGGUUCAGCCUGUGUCCGGCAACCUGGCUCCAGACUCCGUUGAUGGAUGGAUGGAUGGACGGACGGACAGACGGGGGUGGGGGCAAACUGGUCCAGUCUGCUGGAUUUUCUCCUCCCAGCAGGAUUCCUUGCAGAUCCGUCUGUCUGGAAGGGCUCCGUGUUUGCACAAGAGCAAUGUUGCUCCCUUGAGGCAGAAGUCAAACUUGCACUGCUAGACGGAAAAUCAGAGCCAGCUGGAAAACUCUUGAGCUGACUCAGUCACGCCUCGGGAGACUUCCGCGCAUGGCCAGCCCCUUCAGGACUGUGUGUUUGUGCAACUCCGGGCGCUUUCUCAGGUUUACUUAGAAGUUAGUUCUUCUCUUCUGAGUGUCAAGGGAGGCUGUUUAGGGCGGCAGUCAGGUUUUGCUAGAAGUCACCAUAAAAUCAGUUACACAAAUCCCCGUCAAGGAGGAAAAGAAAUAAUCUUGUUUUCAGACAAUUGGUUGGAGUCUGAUGUUUCAUAAUUGCCACUCCCUUCACCAUGUACAGUGUAUUCUUCACACAAAUCUCUCUGAACCAGAAUUAAAAGAGAGCUUUUCCUAACCAUG
This is a messenger RNA of Varanus komodoensis (Komodo dragon), 1931 nucleotides long. Its product is annotated as lymphocyte antigen 6E-like. NCBI's taxonomy places the organism in Eukaryota, Metazoa, Chordata, Lepidosauria, Squamata, Varanidae. Bases 42 to 422 code for a protein of 126 amino acids. Gene Ontology annotation, molecular function: acetylcholine receptor inhibitor activity. The transcript is spliced from 3 exons. The record is from RefSeq and is a predicted model, not a curated record.